This is a messenger RNA of Porites evermanni, 780 nucleotides long. The record is from the annotation of a GenBank genome assembly. NCBI's taxonomy places the organism in Eukaryota, Metazoa, Cnidaria, Anthozoa, Scleractinia, Poritidae.
AAGCGGCUUCUUGAUGUUGGUCCAUUUUGUCCUUUGGAAAAGACUUAUGUAGCGGCCAUUGGAAUCGUCGGGUGUGCUUCGCUCAGUCAUCUGGUCGUGAUUAGCAUGGACCGAUUCAUUGCCAUUAAAUAUCCCUUGAGGUACCAGGACAUUGUCACAGUAAAGAAGAUAGUAAUCAGUAUUAUCCUAGCCUGGGCUAUGACACUUCUUGUGACAAUUAAUGAAACUGUUUUGGCUUCAAUAGACAGUGAAGGGAAAAUCUACUCACUUUUCUUUAACGUGACUUUAAUAAUAAAUCUUAUCAUCGCAACUUUCUUCCUUGCUGCCAUUUCACUCUCAUACGGUUACAUUUACUCAGAAACUCGCCGGCAGAUUAAACGUCUCAAAGCCGAACAGUUACCUCAAGAAGAAACUGAAAAAGUCAAAAAAGACCGCAAGGCAGCUGACACUUUGUCAAUCAUUCUUAUUGCUUUAGUGAUGACCUAUACACCAAUAAUACUGGCUACAGUUGCUGCUUCUCUAAACAGCAACGUGAUACCGCCGCGUUUUCUAAUCAUCUUAAUGAGCUGGGCAAAAACUUUUGUUAUGUUAGGUUCUCUUUGUAAUCCUAUUAUUUACUGCUGGCGAAUGAAGAAGUUACGGCGCGCAUUUCUCGAGGUACUACAUCUGCGACAACCUGAGAACGCUGUGCCAGACUUUCACCGCCAUCAUAUUGAAACGGCACCAAAUACGAGCGCGGCUGUCUCAUUACCCGCAGUGGCACAACCAUCAAUUGAGUAG